AUGAACACUUUCCCACCAGCGCUUUCCCUCUCUGUCCCUCCUCUCCGUUGUUUAUCCGACAACAUGGAGGACGAGGUUGAUGUUGACAUCGAGGGAGACGACUUCGAGAGCAAUAUCAGUUGCAGCGAGAUGGACGGAGGAGGUUUAGUUCAGGAACCGCUCAUACAGCCUGCGGGGAAGACCAACAGCUGGACUGUGCCCUGGGAGCUGGACAGCUCCAUCAGCCCGGAGAACAGAGAGGUGAUAGAGAGGAUGCUGCUGGAAGAACAAUAUUACCUGACGGGUACAGAGAUUCCUGAGCACAUUUGGCAAAGUGAUGCUCCUAAAAAACCCAAAGCGAAGAAGUCUCCCACGAAGAGCUCGGCCUCCGGCUCGUCUUCUCGCUGGUCCAAAGAGGAGAAGGAUCUGUUUGAGGAAGGACUGGCUAAGUUUGGUCGAAGAUGGACUAAGAUUGCCAAGCUGAUGGAAAGUCGUACUGUUCUCCAGGUGAAGAGUUAUGCCAGACAGUAUUUCAAACACAAGGCUAAAUCAGAACCCAGAGCUGCAGCGCCCCCUGCAGGUCCUAGCCUACACAUACAACAACCCCCUCAGUCCGCUACCAGUCUCGUGUCCACUCUGGCCAACGCUGUCCGCAUAGAGAAGCUUUCAGACGAUGAGGACGAGGACGUGGACAUCACUGACGACCUGAGCGAUGACGAAGAGGCAGAUGAUAAACUGCAGGCUGUGCUGAAGUCUGAGUUCUGUGGGCCAGAGGAGCAAACAAAGAUUCAGACAGAAAGCCUCACAGAGGAGCAGAAAGAGUUGGCCCUGAGUGGAGUGGAGAGCUUCCAAGAGAAGAAGGACCAACCCUGCAACAGCUCGCUUUCUUCACAAAGUCCUCAACCCUCAUCUUCGUUUGUUUGCUCAGAGGAAUCGGGGCUAACUGGGUUAGAUGAGAAAGUAACUAAGACUAGGUCUGAUUUUCUGGACGGCCCUGAGACACAAGCACAGACAGACUCAAAGGAAAUGACAGAUGCAGAUGGACACCAGAGCUCCCAGUGUGAGAUUCCAGCCACGUCUGGACAACUGGAAGAAGCCAGCAGUGAAGAUUCUGCUGACAAGAUUGAGAAUGCUCUAAAUGAUAAACCGAACAAAGAGCACGAGGAGGACGAGGAUGAAGAUGAGGAAGAAGAGGAGCUAAGGGCGCCUGAACAGGAAGUCGAGAUGGACCUGGAAAUCAUCACUGAUGAUGAGAAGCAGGCAAUCCCAGAGUUCUUUGAGGGACGACCGUCCAAAACCCCCGAAAGAUAUCUGAAGAUCAGAAACUACAUCCUGGAUCAAUGGCUGAAGAGCAAGCCCAAGUACCUGAACAAGACGUCAGUGCGUCCCGGUCUGAAGAGCUGUGGAGACGUCAACUGCAUCGGGAGAAUACACACCUACCUGGAACUCAUUGGAGCCAUCAACUUUAAUUGUGAGCAAGCUGUGUAUAAUCGGCCAAAGGUGGUGGACCGCUCCAAACACAGGGAGGGCAAAGACGUGCUCGAGGCCUACCAGCUCGCCCAGAGACUGCAGAGCAUGCGGGCCAGGAAGCGGCGCGUGCGGGACAUAUGGGGGAACUGGUGCGACGCUAAGGACUUGGAGGGACAGACGUACGAGCACCUCAGUGCUGAGGAAAUAGCCUGGAGGAGAGAGGAGAUGAAGAAGCAGCCUAAACCCUGCAAGAUGUCCAAAUACAGAAAGUCUAUUGAUCCCUUCCAGCUGAUUCCCUGCAGGCCUUUUGAAGAGCAGGUACAGGAGCCAUUCCAGGUCAUAGUUUGUGCUGAGACUCUGCUCAUCAUGGACCUGCAUGCCCACGUGUCCCGGGGGGAAGUCAUUGGUUUACUUGGUGGGACUUUCAAUGAGGAAGCAAAAGUAUUAAAGAUCUGUGCAGCAGAGCCGUGCAACAGCGUGAGCACAGGCCUGCAGUGUGAGAUGGAUCCGCUGUCUCAGACGCAGGCUUGUGAUGUGCUGUCGUCCCUGGGCUUCAGCGUGGUGGGCUGGUACCACUCGCAUCCCUCCUUCCACCCCAACCCCUCAGUACGGGACAUAAACACACAGGACCAGUUUCAGAGUUAUUUCUCACGCGGAGGCGCCCCCUUCAUUGGCAUGAUAGUGAGCCCGUACGACCCAGCCAACCCCUCCCCCCACUCCCAAACAACUUGCUUGUUGGUAAAAGAGAGCCAAGAGCCCUCCGGCCCCCAGAAGCUGCCCUACAGAUUCGACUUUCUGUCUUCACAAGACAUCCCAGACUGGGAUCAGACGAUGAGGAGGGCUCAGUGGAUCAUCCGCAAAUAUGCUCAGAAACCCGGGAGUGUACAGAUGGACAGAUUGUUCCGGAGAGACUCUCAUCUUACGUGUUUGGAGAAGAUGCUGGCAUCCCUGGCGAGGUACUUGGAACCCUUUCCAGAUGAGGAAGGUGACCCCUUUCUCACCCAGAUCCAGGCCCUUUUCCUGUCAGACUUUAUUUCCAAGCAGCAGCCUUCAGACCAGGAGGAGGGAGAAUCUAUUAAUAUCCCGCACGAGCCUGUGGACUCAGACGAUGCUGACUUUGAUCAGCUGAUCAGUCAGGAGAGGCGGCAGGAAGGGGACUCUGAGACAAACAGCAGCACUGUGCUACAUCUGGGCUCUGUGCUGUCAACGGAACACGACUAUUUACUGUGAAGAUCUAUAGCUCAUCGUACUUGUACUAUACUACAUUAUUUAACAAGGCAGAACACUUUUGUAAAUAUAUGGAGGUUUUGUAUCAGUUUUGCAUCAGCAAGUGUCAGUGUGUUUGAGGGAGCGAGUGUAUGCAUGUGAGAAAAUGUUUUAAUUUCCACAGUUUUCUUUUAAAGAUGAUAAUAAAAAAAUCUAUUUUGA
Mugil cephalus (flathead mullet) is the source of this 2877-nucleotide messenger RNA. It is a transcript of the gene mysm1, whose product is annotated as Myb-like, SWIRM and MPN domains 1. Gene Ontology annotation, molecular function: polyubiquitin modification-dependent protein binding; metallopeptidase activity. NCBI's taxonomy places the organism in Eukaryota, Metazoa, Chordata, Actinopteri, Mugiliformes, Mugilidae. The transcript has 20 exons. Gene Ontology annotation, cellular component: BRCA1-A complex; BRISC complex. Gene Ontology annotation, biological process: double-strand break repair. The coding region runs from base 1 to 2679 and encodes 892 amino acids. The record is from RefSeq and is a predicted model, not a curated record.